Molecule: messenger RNA, 2161 nt
Organism: Rhododendron vialii
Lineage: Eukaryota; Viridiplantae; Streptophyta; Magnoliopsida; Ericales; Ericaceae
Exons: 3
Coding region: 611-1840 (409 amino acids)
Molecular function (GO): protein dimerization activity
Source: RefSeq, a predicted model, not a curated record
CCCCACCAACUUAUCAUCAAGUGCGAGUUCCUCUUCUAAAAAAAGAGGUAGAACAUGUUAACAAGUUGAUGGAGGAGCACAAAAAAGACCAGGAACAAUAUGGGUGUACGCUAAUGAGCGAUGGGUGGACUGAUAGGAAAAAUAGAACAUUGAUGAAUCUUUUGGUGAAUUCUCCUAGAGGGACCAUGUUUCUUAAAUCUAUGGAUGCGUCUGGAAUUGUAAAGGAUGCAGAAAUGAUAUAUGAAUUGCUUGAUGGGUGGGUGGAGCAUAUUGGAGAAGCAAACGUGGUUCAAGUUGUUACAGAUAGCGCCGCGGCAAAUGUGGCGGCAGGGAGGUUGUUGGAGGCAAAACGACCUCACUUGUUUUGGUCUCCGUGUGCUGCCCAUUGCUUGGACUUGAUGUUAGAAGACAUUUUUAAGUUACCAAAUUUGAAGACAAAUUGGGAAAGGGCAAUAAUGAUUCAUGGUUAUAUUUAUAAUCGACCCUCUUUGUUGAAUAUGAUGAGGCAAUUUACCAAGAGAAGGAGCUCGUUAAGCCGGCAAAAACUCGAUUUGCAACCGCUUUUUUGACUUUGCAAAGGGUUUAUGAACAAAAGGGAAACUUAAGGAAGAUGUUUACUUCAGAGAAGUGGACCAAUAGCAAAUGGGCAAAAGAGCAAGGAGGGAAACAUGUAGAAAAAGUCAUGUUGAUGGCCUCAUUUUGGAGGAAUGUGCUCCUUGCCCUCAAGUUCGCAUCCCCACUUGUUAAGGUACUUAGAUUGGUUGAUGGAGAAGUCAAGCCUACAAUGGGAUACAUUUAUGAGACUAUGGAUCGGGCUAAAGAAACUAUUGCAAAUUCCUUCAAUCAAAAUAAGGAAAUGUAUGAUGAAGUCUUUAAGAUAAUCUACAAGAGUUGGGAAUCCCAAUUGCAUCGGCCUUUGCAUGCAGCUAGUUUUUACUUAAAUCCUGAAUUUUUUUACAAAGAUCCAGAGGCUUGCAAAGUUCCAGAAAUCAUUGGAGGCCUAUACAAAUGUAUCACAAAGUUGAUUCCCAAUAAUGAUACACAAGACCUUGUUUGUGCUGACUUGAUGAAGUAUGAGAGAGCUGAAGGACUCUUCGGUAACCCAAUGGCAAUAAGGCAAAGAAAUACAAGGGGCACCAGGUAUCAUCAUGUUAACCUUAAUCUAGUAACUAAUUUAAGUCCUAAGAGUUGCACUUUAAGAAUGUUUUCCAAUAUCAAUAUGCUAUGGUGUGCAGCUGACUGGUGGGCCUCAUUUGGUCAUGACACUCCCGACUUGCAAAAAUUUGCCGUCAAAGUUCUUAGCCUUACUUGUAGUUCCUCGGGAUGUGAGCGUAAUUGGAGUGUCUUUGAGCAUAUUCACACAAAAAAAAGGAAUAGACUAGCUCAAAAGCGUCUCAAUGAUUUGGUAUUUGUUAAAUACAAUAGAGCAUUGAAACGCCGAUACCUCAACCGUGAUCGCAUUGAUCCUAUAUCCUUGAAAAAUAUUGAUGAGAGCAAUGAAUGGUUGGUUGGGAAGAUGGAGGAAGAAGCUGUGUUUGAGGGUGAUGAUUUGAAUUGGGAUGAUGUUGCUUUAGCUUCUGGAGCCGAAGAACCAAGGAAAACAACUAGAGCAUCAAGUUCAAAGUCAACAGACUCAACACCUAUCGCGAAAAUGGCAAAACCAACUCCAAAGGCUAAGGCUUCAAGAGGAAAGACAUCUCUUAUAGAUGAGGUGAUUGAAGAGGGAGAAUGGGAGACGGAUGAUGAUGAGGAGGAAGAUGUGGAAGGAUAUAAAUCAGAAUCAUUAGAUGAUGAUGAUGAAAUUGAAGAUGAAGUUCUUGGUUCUGAGAAUGAUGAUUAAUGUCUAUGCAUGACUCUAGAUUUUAUUGCCUUUAAUCCUUUUGUUAUGUCUCUAAGGCUAAACAUUAUUAUGUUAGCUUUUCAUGGAUGAUAUGUUAUGUUUCGUGUUUGGUACUUUCGUUUAACCAAUGACAUGUUAUGUUUUAUGACAUUUGAAAGUUUUACAAGUGUUUGUCUGUCUUGAAAACUUGUUCUAAUAAAAUUUGCCUUAUUGCGAAGGGAAUUUUUUUUUUUGCGCUUAGCCUCAAUAAAGCGCGCGCCGCGCCUUGCGCUAAAGCCCCAGGGGACUGUUGCGCCUCGGUGCGCCUUUCGCUAUUUAAAA